Molecule: messenger RNA, 1183 nt
Organism: Lutzomyia longipalpis
Lineage: Eukaryota; Metazoa; Arthropoda; Insecta; Diptera; Psychodidae
Product: CKLF-like MARVEL transmembrane domain-containing protein 4
Exons: 3
Coding region: 263-760 (165 amino acids)
Cellular component (GO): membrane
Source: RefSeq, a predicted model, not a curated record
GAGUGUGUGGAGGUAGGCAGUAGCGAGCCACGAGUAUUGGAGGUCAAGCCACAGUCGUCGGAAUCGUAACUAAUCAUUCAGUCGAGUCGCGUUGGUGAAAGAACUUCGGUCUACAUUUUAUUUUUCUCUUAAUCACAAAAAGUUCAACAAGUGUGGAAAGUUUUUUUUUUCCUUUCGGGCAGUUUGUUUUUGAAGAAAAUAAAAGUUCAUUUUUUAAGGACUUUUGUGUGGUAAAGUGAAUUAAAAAGAAAAGAAGAAAAAAAUGCCUGAAACAGUGGUAACAGUGGAUUCAUCGCAACAGCGAACACAGCCACAACCAAAGCCAGCAUCGAGCCUCUCUUGGAUUCAGUGCAAUGUCAGCUACUUCCUCACCCUGCCUGGAAUCCUCAAAAUCAUCCAAUUGAUAUUCGGUGUAAUUUGCAUGGCCCUCACUUCACCAGCAAGGCUAGGUGGAACACACUUCUUCCUCUUUGUCGUUGUUAUCACAUUCAUUGCCACUCUUCUGUGGUGCUUUGUGUACCUGCUGGGUAUCCGUGAGGUCCUCAAUUUACCCAUCAAUUGGCCCCUAACCGAGCUCGUAAACACAGGCCUCGCCACAAUCCUCUAUUUCCUGGCCUUUGUCGUCCAAUUCAUCACAUGGGGCAGCUACACAGGCUGGGGCGUUGGCGCCAAUGUUGCCGGUGGAGUCUUUGGUAUCUUCAACUGUAUAGCCUAUGCGGCAGGCACGUACUUCCUCUACGUAGAUCACAGAUCCGGCUAAUAAAUUAUACUAUGUAUUAUGUAUUUCUCAAUUCGAGCGCACACCAAUUUUCACACACAAACCGCCCCCAUUUUAUGCGGGGAUAAUGUUUAGUGCCAAAAACACCACGCAAUUUUUUUGUGUAUCCUUUUUUUUAUACAAAUAACUAAAUUAACUUAUAAAUGUACCUACUUUUUAUCCUUUUGUUCCCUUUAUUUUAUUUCAUUUUUUUUAUUGUUGUUGUGUAAAUUCCAACUUUUUUUUUGUAGCGAAAAAAAAGGAAUCAUUUACAAAGAGAGAGAAAUUGUACGAAGGGAAGAAUAUUGUAUUUAAAAAUAAAAGAAAAUUAAGAAUUGUCUCCCAUCUAUCACAAAUCUAAAUUUAAGGAAAAUGUCGUUUUAAAUAAAAACAUCGUAAUAAAGUUAAUUUGUACGUUUAAGGAAA